Molecule: messenger RNA, 681 nt
Organism: Guillardia theta CCMP2712
Lineage: Eukaryota; Cryptophyceae; Pyrenomonadales; Geminigeraceae
Exons: 2
Coding region: 1-681 (226 amino acids)
Molecular function (GO): DNA-binding transcription factor activity
Source: RefSeq, a predicted model, not a curated record
AUGAGCGAGCAACCCAAGACAAGAGACUCCGUCACCGUCACCCCCAAGCGAGCAGGGGAAGGAGCAAGCGCCUACGACGUGCAGCUCGACCUCACCAUCAUCGAGCCUCUCUUCCACAUGCGACAGAAGGACGCGGCCAAGUUCCUGGGCAUCUCGUUGACGACGCUCAAGCGAGCUUGUCGCCUCCUCGGGGUGCAGCGAUGGCCGUACGCGCGGCUGCGCGACGAGAGGGCAGGGAACCAGGCGCUGCUCCUGGACCUGGAGGAGGAGGGAGAUGAAGAGGAGGGCGGGGAGGAGGAGGAGGAGGAGGAGGAGGAGGAGGAGUGUUACAGCGAGCAUGAGGCUGGCAGGGCGUCGUCGGUAGCUACAGCAAGCAGCGGGCAUGCGCGACGACCGCUGCACGAGCGAGCGAUAGCGCCCGCGUCUGCUCGCCGGGGCCCGGCGAGCGUCUGGACGGCAUCGCAGGGCAGCGGAGGAGCGGAGACGAGCAGCGCGGGGGUGACAUCGUCAAGCAGCAGGACGACGCCGAGGAUCGACGGGGAGGGGACGAGCAGCCCGCAGAGCCGGGGGGAGACACCAGGGUCGCACACAGAGUCAGCACCCGAGCCUUCCUCGCAAGCCAUCGACGCGCACUGGCUGGAGUGGUACUUGUCGUGUGAGGACGAGGACGGGCGGGAGUGA